This is a messenger RNA of Archocentrus centrarchus (flier cichlid), 4912 nucleotides long. It is a transcript of the gene shf, whose product is annotated as Src homology 2 domain containing F. The coding region runs from base 283 to 1692 and encodes 469 amino acids. The record is from RefSeq and is a predicted model, not a curated record. Gene Ontology annotation, molecular function: phosphotyrosine residue binding. The transcript is spliced from 7 exons. NCBI's taxonomy places the organism in Eukaryota, Metazoa, Chordata, Actinopteri, Cichliformes, Cichlidae.
CAGCGUGUGUGCGUGCGUGAGUGAGUGAGUGUGUGUGUGUGUGUAUGACGGGGACAGAGUUGCGGCGGGGCAAAUCAGAAAGUGCCUGUGGCUAUUCUUUGCCGGCUCGCGCAGUUCUCUUCGGACCGCCAGAGUCGCACGAGACUGGCGACACGCUCCGAAGCCGGUCGGUUGGCCGCGGGUGACCCGAGAAUCCCUCACUGAUGACCAGACUCGGGCUGCGCUGGCAGGAAAGGUAGAACUAAACUACAUUCAUUGACUUGUGAGCGAUGAACUGGCAGCAUGGCCAAGUGGUUCAAGGAGCACCUAGGAUUCAAAACUACCAAAGCACCACCGCCGGCUCCUCCGAAACCGGACUACAGACACUGUCACACCGGUGUGCCCGGUGCGCCUGGCUUCCAACAAACAAGCUCCGGGGCCACCUUUCCGAGUCCCGCUCAACCGGACAUCCUCGCUGCCUACAAACUACAAAAGGACCUGGAUUUCGAGGAUCCGUAUACUCCAGGUGGAAAUAUCUCAUUCGCGUCCAGCUUGAACACUGUGGGAUCACCGGAUGUCAAGUACGUGUCACCAAAGCACCGACUUAUCAAGGUGGAAACAAUCGAAAAGAGCAGCCCAGCUCCCGGCGGGGGUGUCACAGUCACCCAGGCUGUCCCUGUAGGGAGCGUUAAAUCUCCUACUUCGCCCCCCUCGGACCACGACAAGGAGAAGCUCAUUAUCCUUGAAGACUAUGCGGACCCAUUUGAUGCUGAGCAGGCUGGCAGCACUCAAACCACCACAGAAAAAGUGACAACUGAGAAUGAUGGCUACAUGGAGCCAUAUGAGGCCCAGAAGAUGAUGGCAGAGAUCAGGUCUGGUGGGAGAGGCCCUAAGGAAGGACCUGUGAGGCAGCUUCCCUUGUACGACACACCAUACGAGCCAGCCGAGAACGGUGGCGACUCGGACCCCGACCGAUUGCGCUGCCCCAGAGAAAGCAGACUACCACAGGAUGAUGAGCGACCGCCUGAGGAGUAUGACCAGCCCUGGGAGUGGAAGAAGGAGAGGAUUUCCAAAGCCUUUGCAGUAGAGAUUAAAGUGAUCAAGGACCUACCAUGGCCCCCUCCAGUCGGCCAGCUCAACACCAGCCCUCCCCCAGUGGAGGAGCUAGAGUCUCCUUCCCAGACAGCUCAGCCCUCGCCAGGACAGACGAGCUGUGACCAGCACCACCAUGUCCAGUUUGAUGGUGUGGAGAAGUCUCGAAUGUCGCCCACCAAGGAGGGGAAAACUCGCCCGCUGCAGCGACAUUCCAGUGGCUGUCUGGUCAACACCAAAAUGACUUCACUGGACCACUGUAGCUCCUCUGUCGGGGAACGCAUCGACCCCAAGAUGCCGCUGGAAAGCCAGUUCUGGUACCAUGGAGCCAUCAGCCGAACUGAUGCGGAGUCUCUGCUUAGGCUGUGUAAGGAGGCCAGCUAUCUUGUGAGAAACAGCGAGACCAGCAAGAACGACUACUCUCUCUCCCUUAAGAGCAGCCAGGGCUUCAUGCACAUGAAGCUGUCACGGACCAAGGAGAACAAGUACAUCCUGGGCCAAAACAGCUGCCCUUUCGACAGCGUGCCUGAGAUCAUCCAUUUCUACUCCAGCCGCAAGCUGCCCAUCAAGGGUGCUGAACACAUGUCCCUGCUUUACCCUGUAGCCAUCAGGACACUAUAGUGCUCUGGGUGUCCUGCAGGCACGUGCCCUGCAGUACUCUUUGGGCCAACCUGUGGCCCACUGUUUCCUGUCCCUCUGGACAAAGCCCACUAGGCUCAUGGGAAGAUGAACAGUGGCACCCUAAACUGCUGAUCUUGACUCACCUCACUGGCCAACAGAUUCCAGACCUGUUUUGAAGGCCCACUGCAUCUCAUACAUACAGACUCAGUUUUGCAGAAUUUUUUAUUUUAUUUUAUUUUAUUUUAUUUAUGAUAGACAUCUGCUUAUUAGAUCAGACUGACUAUCUGAAGAACAUCAUUUCAUUGACUGUUGAGCUGAUUACCCAUAGCACUUAACACUUAAAGUAAAAGAAAGGUACAACUUAAUGUUCGUCACUGGGAUUUACCUUUUAUCAUAAACUGUUGUACCCUCUUCGUAUGAGUGCACAAAAUGACGAUUAUGUAUGAAAUGUUUGAGUAUCUCGUUUGAUUAGGCUCUAUUGCUACUGUAAUCAUAUUGCAAAGGGGACUUGAAGAUUAUAAGACCUCUGUAAGGGAAGCAACAUUUAUGAUGCAUGUCGAGCGAUAUUGUCCACGUGAGCCUCAUACAGUGGCCGGGAUAUUAAAUAAACUGGCUGUGUAUGAAUGGCGCGUCCCCAGCUGCGUGGAAACAACAAGCCUGUGAGCUGUGCAGACUGAUCUCUCUAUCUUGUCAUAGUGCAUGUUGUCUGCUAUCCAUCACCGAGUGGGUGUAUCACACCAGUGACAGUGUAAGUACCGUGGUGUUGAGACAGGCAGGAGAGCAUGAUGGAUGGGUCAGCCCAUCCGACACAAUACAUUUGGCUGAGGCUAGAGACCAGAGCCUGUCCAAAUGGACCAAAUUAUCCCUACUACCCCUGCUUAGAAUGGCUUUGCAUCGGGAGAAUGAAAUAUGCUUGUAUUGUCUACCUCAGAAAAUCAAUUUCAUUCGCCCAUGUGCAGAUCAAUAGGUACAAUGGGAUUGCAGACAUCGAUCUGCUCUCCCUUCGACAUUCCCAAUUCCCUUAAAGAAUGCAUCAUAGUUUUAAGAAUAUGGUUUUUGAAUACAGUUAAUCUGAUGUUUUUUUUUUUUUUUUUUUUUUUUAUAAAAACACAUGCAGAUUUUUUUUAAGAUCAGCAAUUGUAUGUAUAGUCACUAUUAUAAUACUGUGCGAUGUCAGUAAGAAAUGUUUGGUUAAUGCCUUAUGAAAUGCAUGGGUCAAAUCAGUCUGCUAGAUCAGUUGAUUUCUAAUUCUGCUUUUAACAAUUGUUCUGUGACUGUAAUUUAUUCUGGGGUAAUUAUUACUGAUGUGUUACUCCUUUGUGAUUGGCCCGUUGCCCCCCCCCUCAUCGUUCUGUGCCGAUGUGAUCGUGUAUUAUGGGACUACUCCAGCCUUUUUUGCUGUUGGUGCUUUGGCAUUUUUGUUGUUUCCAGUUCUGCUAAAUGCAAGUUUGCCUCGGUGGCCUCACUCUGGGACGCGAGUCACUGCAUCUCCUGACCAACAGGAUUGUCAAACCUCGUGUGAGAGACGAUUGCAUACCCGUCCACGCACGCAUCGAUCACAGUGCAGCCUGUCCGAACCAGAUAACCACCUACCUUCCGCCUGUCACGCGUCCACUUUUCAUUAAAAUCUCCAGAUGUCUAUUAUGUGUAAGAGUGAGUGAGUGUGCAUGUGUCCAACAUGUCUGUGUGUACAGGGUUUGUAUGCACUUGAGAAUGUGUGCACACACUUUCAGAGUUGCAGUGUUUGUUGUUUUGGGUUUUUAAUCCUGCUGGCACCUGGUGACAGCUAUUGCUCAAACCUCUUUAAUAAUCAGCUCUUAUUUUUCCCUCCCUGAACUCUAAAGUAUAGGAUUUGCCCUUAUGGCUUACUAAUUUAUUUUUUUUUUCCUUUCUCCCUGUAUUCCUUCAUUAAGCAGAUUGGAUUUUAGCAACUCAAAGUAAUGACAUGUUUGCUUCUAAAGUUACUGACAAUUACAAGGCAAAGAAGCUGAUUUUCCAACAGUAGUUGCACCAAAAAUCUGUUUAAUAAGGCUGCCUGAUGCAUGUAUGACCAAACUUCUUCUUCAUUGGUAAUCUUUAUCAAUUUAUAUGAGCUGCAAAUUUCAGUGGUUUAAUGAGCAAUUUAAAAAAAAAAAAAAGUUGUGGGGGAGGCUUUGGUCCUAGCUAAAAAAUUACUGAUGCUAAGAAUUAGAAACUGGCUUACAUGAGCAUGACCACUCUAUGUAUAAGGCCAAAUUAAGCUUUGGCUUUGUCUGUAUCUCAGCUGUGCGCUAUGCAACCACAAACUACAGUCAUUGAAGGGAAAAUGUCAGGUGUGUGCCUCCUACAAAUGUUAAUGACAAAUGUGAUGGUACAAGAUGUCUGCCAGGAAGAAAUUUAAUCACUAGAGUGGCAUUAGUAAAAAAAUAAUAAAUUGCAGAAUAUAGUAUGUAUUUAGAGGUAUAUUUUGCUGGUGCAGUAAGUGAGCAGACAGAUGUUAUCUUCUGAGGGUGUCUCCUCGUGGCACCACAGCUUUACCGAGGAAUAGUGCAUUGUUGAAGUGGACCUAUAUGUUUCUCGAGAGAAGAUAUCCUAAUAAGAAAUGCAAAUUUAAAGUAAAUUAUAUGUGUUGUAUUCUUUAUGUUACGAAUGUUCACUACUUAAGCGAUCAAAUGUUGAAAGUAGCUCUUUAUUUAGUUACUGCUGCUGAUGAGUAUUACCCUACUAUAGGAAAGAUCCUGCGUAUGAUGGCAGCACUGUCUAGAGAGAGGCCUUAGCUUUGUGAGAACAUGGGAAAGAUGUAGAGGAAGAAUAAAGGAGACCGAGGGGAGCGUGUUCUAAAAUUAAAAAAAAAAAAAAGGGGGGGGGUGGGAUUUGCUGCAGUCAGCAGACACUCUUUACAUUUGUGUGUCUAUUUAUGAGAACCUGAAAGAACCCUUCCCCUCCCCCGGAAGUGUCUUAAAACUUGUGUGUGUUUGUGUACAUACACACAAUGUGCAUGCUUGAAGCAGUGUUUGUUGAGUGUGUGUGUGUUUGUGUGUCUGCGUGUGCACUGGUGUAAGCAGCCAUCAGCCACUGACUUACCCUGAGUGUAUCACUUUACUGUGGUAAAGUGGCAUCUAUGAGUUUUCUUUGUGUACAUUUUUGUGCCAUGUAUGUAUGCACUACUUUAACAUAUCUCUGUACAGUCCCUCAUGGCCAAAUGUAUAUAUUGAAUGUAUUGUAUGGGGACAUAGAGGCA